This is a messenger RNA of Rhineura floridana, 2437 nucleotides long. RefSeq names its product mitochondrial translation release factor in rescue (gene MTRFR). The transcript is spliced from 3 exons. Gene Ontology annotation, cellular component: mitochondrion. The record is from RefSeq and is a predicted model, not a curated record. Bases 380 to 1087 code for a protein of 235 amino acids. Gene Ontology annotation, molecular function: translation release factor activity. Gene Ontology annotation, biological process: translational termination. NCBI's taxonomy places the organism in Eukaryota, Metazoa, Chordata, Lepidosauria, Squamata, Rhineuridae.
UCUCUGAAGAAGAAUAGUUUCUUCUCCCUUGCCAUGUUUUAUCUCUUUCUUUGUUUCUUACACUUCUUUCCCCUCCGUUUGUCGUUGUCACUUUAAAAAAAAAAAAUCUGUCACAUUCUUUGUCUCCUUCCCACUGUCAGUUUUCUUUGCCUCCUGACAGCUGUCUUUCUCGUCUUUUUCUGUGCGAGACAUGGACAAAACGAAGGUUAUGCAGCAAGAAAGAAUAUUCUAUAAAGCCUGGGCAGCACUCAGCAGUGGCCGCAGUCAUUUCCCGCCCACUCUGACUUCCUGCCAAGUUUCAGCAAGGGCUGCUUAUUGGCGGUGAUGACCCAUUUGAAGGGAUGUCUCCAGGGCUUAGCUUCACAGCCUGCAUAAGCCUAUGCACAAUUACCGAGGCCUCGGCACCCAGUGCAGGCAGCCUUCAAAGAAAAGGCAUUUUAAGAGCUUUGGGCAGCACUUGGCAGUGGCUGCAGUCAGCACCCAGCCGCUACAGAUUCAUGCCAUUAUGUGGCAGGCACCAAAACUGGACGCUGAUGAUCCCGCUGCGGGGACUUCAUCAAGAGGCUUUGUGCUAUCCCCGGUAGGUUUUCUUAUGCCUCCUUCAAGUUUAUCGCUCCUAACAAACACAUUGGCUGGACUAAGUGGUUUCUUACGAGCAUCCAGGCUUUGGUGGAAGCCACAUUUUUUAGUGCCUUGGUGGCCCCAACCUUUGCUUCUUGUAGUGGGAAAGAAGAGCUCUGCUGACCUCAUUCCUCUAAACGAAGAUGACCUGGAAGAGCAGUUUGUCCGUGGCUCUGGACCUGGAGGCCAAGCAACAAAUAAAACCAGCAACUGUGUGGUCCUGAAACAUCUUCCCUCUGGAAUUGUAGUCAAGUGCCAUCAGACACGAUCAGUAGAGCAGAACCGCAAGAGAGCCAGAGAGAUCCUCCAGGAGAAAGUUGAUGUGUUCUACAAAGGCGAAACCAGCGAUGUUGUUAAGGAGAAACGGAAAUUUGAGAGGAAGAAGCAAGACAAGAAGAGACGAGCAAAAGAAAAUCUUGAAAGGAAAAGGCAGUUGAAAGAAAUGAAAGCACUGGAGGACAAAUAAGGAGAAUUGAGGCAGUUGUGGGUUUAUUUUUAAAGCACACAUGCACAUCAACUUUGGUGUGCAUGAUAGGGGAACUUCUGGCUUUUUCUUUCAUGUUUGCCUGGUUUUGUUUUCAAAGAACUAGUUUAGAAUUGCAAGAAAAUCUUGCAACUCACAGAGGUAAAAUGCAAGUCAUGGUAACUCUUAUGACUGUUUUCCCUUUCAUCAGAUGUCAGAAAGCUUCAGCCAGGAUACAACAUCACCUUGGGCUGCCACAAGUUGAGUUCUUUACUCCCUUUUUUUGUAACCAGCAACUGGAGCCUACAAACUAAUCUUACCUACCCUUUCAGAAGUUCCUGCAUCAAAAUUGCACGUCUCUGUGGAGACCCAUGUUGAUUGAUGCUGGGCAACUUCCUGUCACACUUUCAGGAAUUGGUGCCCAAUUGCCGGUUGCCAAGACAACAUUGGCAGUUUUUUUGGUUGCACACAGGAGGAGUGUUAAUCUGCAAGCCCUGUUCUAAGUCUCUGUCCUCAGGUCAUUCAAACUAUGCCAGGUGUGUGCUGACCAUGAAGCAGUGGGUGUGGCAUGUUCCCAGCAUGGUGCCAUCAUUCAGCAUCGUGCAUGCAAAAUGGGAAUGGAAUGAUGCCCAAACUGACCCCAUGAGGCUAGAGCAGCCUAACAUGCAGUGCAGUGUCAAAACAACCCACGUUUGUGGGCCCUACAACAUGAAAGGGUUGUGUUGUCUAACCCACAGUUCUUCAACCUUAGAAGUCAUGCUAAUGCUGCUUCAAACAGACUCGUUCUUUUAUAUGCUUGGUAAUUCUGUCAAACCACGAUUUGUACCAGCUUCCCAGAAGAGGCAGUUAAGCCUGCAAUUUCCUCCUUGAUUUCUUUUUCAAAAUUAAUAUUACGUGGGCCACUUUCCAAUCCACCAGUAUUGAGGGUGAUCAGUAGUUACAUAUUGUUAGAAUAUCUUGAUCUUUCCAAUCGAUAGACCCUUCCACACCAGUCUAAUCUUGGGAACAACCAGAAGUGUCCCCUUGAACUGCAAUGCAAAAAUCUUUCCUGUUUCCACAGAAGGAUCUCUACCUCUAGCCUUGGAGCUCGUUUUGAUCUUUACUUCUCCACAGUUUUGCUGCUGAGUUGACGUCCAGUCCCAAAGGGAGACACCAGCAGCUCAAUCUGGUUUGCUCUUUACAUCGUGGGCUUUCUAACGUAACAGCCUGGUUCUUCCUGGUGCCUUUCUGUUUUGUUUUUAAGAUGUGUUUUUCUGGGUGUGUUAGUGUUUUAUCACUUGUUUUUUGUGACCCUGGGCCCCUUCUAGAAGGAAGGGUGAGUUAUAAAUUUAAUAAAUAAAUGAUUUCCAUAGA